AUGUUAAAUCUGCCAUUUGAGCUAGUGGAUGAGAUAUUCUCGCAGCUGUCGUUUAAAGACAGGCAGAGCCUCACGCUGGUGAAGGAGUUAUCAAGUGCGAGUAGCUGCAGGGUGUUGCAAACGAUAACCGUCACCGACUUCGAUAAGGAGGGAAUAACGAUACUUAAUUCACCUAGAGUGGUAAAUCAUAUACGAAAUUUGACUGUUAACUGUGAAUAUUCAUUGAAGCUGCCUAAACAGUUUGCAAAAAUGAAGCAGCUCCAGACGCUUCAACUAGAUUUGCGCUUUAUAAGCCAGCAAAUGGAGCUGUUUAGUAGGGGAGGGAGUAGGAAGCCGUUUGGAGAUCUCUCUCUGACGACAUUCCUACCCGCAUCAAAUACAGUGACGGAGCUGACUUUGCGGCUGCACUCUACGAGUGACAUUGAACACAACAGGAUAGUUCUGGAUGAACUUAUCCUCAGAUACCCCAGCCUGGAGACGCUGGCUGUUGUGUUCGACAGAAUGUCUAGUGCCGAUAUUGAGCCAGUUGUAUCAAAGUUGACUUCGUUACCGCUCUCAGUUGUCGUCGUCAAGUGCCAGACUGGGAAUUGCUUUGAUAGGCUGGAUGUGCUCUGCGCAGAUAGAAGCAACGGCUUGAAAAGGGUGGCUGAUCGGAAGGAGCGUGUCAGAAUAGCUUCAAGUCUAUAUCACUUUGAACAAAUUGCAAAUAAGUUUGGAUACUAA
Messenger RNA from Wallemia ichthyophaga EXF-994, 723 nucleotides. RefSeq lists its product as uncharacterized. The coding region runs from base 1 to 723 and encodes 240 amino acids. NCBI's taxonomy places the organism in Eukaryota, Fungi, Basidiomycota, Wallemiomycetes, Wallemiales, Wallemiaceae. The transcript is spliced from 2 exons. The record is from RefSeq and is a predicted model, not a curated record. Gene Ontology annotation, molecular function: protein binding.